AUGGGUAAAGACUCCAAGAUGCCGACAGGCCCGCCCAAGCAUGAGAUGAAGUACUUCCCGGGCUUGACGUCUGAAGUCAGAGCGUUCGGGCAGUUCAGGAAGGUCAUGCAUACUGGGCUGUUCUCUCAGUUGGUAUCGAUGGAGAUCCCAGUUGGCGGAGACAUUGGCAAUGAGGUGCACAUGGUUGAUCAGGUCUUGAUCUUUACCAGUGGUGAGGGCAAGGCUACAGUGGCUGGAAAGGACCAGAAUGUCAAGGCAUCCGAUGUUGUCGUGGUACCUGCUGGAACAGAGCACCAAUUCAUCAACACAUCAAAGUCCCAACCGCUCGAGCUGGUGACCGUCUACUCGCCUGCUGAGCACGACCCUCAGACCGUGCACAAGACGAAAGAAGAAGGAGAUGAGGAGGAAGACAAUGGAAAGGACGAGGCACCAGACUGGAGCCAGCAGUCGAAAGAAGCCAACACGAAGAAGGGGAUUGUGAAGGAGGAAGGUGGACCAUACGAGAACGGAGAUGAUGGAAGACAUAACAGGAAGAUCGAGUAG
Messenger RNA from Saxophila tyrrhenica, 543 nucleotides. RefSeq lists its product as uncharacterized. The coding region runs from base 1 to 543 and encodes 180 amino acids. The transcript is spliced from 3 exons. Lineage: Eukaryota; Fungi; Ascomycota; Dothideomycetes; Mycosphaerellales; Extremaceae. The record is from RefSeq and is a predicted model, not a curated record.